This is a messenger RNA of Mercurialis annua (annual mercury), 1565 nucleotides long. RefSeq names its product WD repeat-containing protein GTS1. The record is from RefSeq and is a predicted model, not a curated record. The transcript is spliced from 7 exons. NCBI's taxonomy places the organism in Eukaryota, Viridiplantae, Streptophyta, Magnoliopsida, Malpighiales, Euphorbiaceae. The coding region runs from base 114 to 1277 and encodes 387 amino acids. Gene Ontology annotation, molecular function: protein binding.
AUUAGUUGUGUGAGUUUGACCGCAGAGGAUCGUAAAACCCUAAAACCUCCCAAAGUACGUCAUCUUCCUCCUCUGUCUCUGCUUUCCAGUCAAGCCAACACCAAACUGAAGUAAUGGAGGAGACGACAGGGAUGGACAUGGAAGUGGAGCAUCCCAAUCCAACUUCCGCCAAACGUUUCGGACUUAAAAACUCCGUUCAAACCAACUUCGGCGACGACUACGUUUUCCAAAUCGCCGCUAAGGAUGACUGGUCUUCUAUGGCGGUUUCGCUAUCCAACAACGCCGUUAAACUCUACUCUCCGACCACCGGUCAGUUCCAAGGCGAAUGCAAAGGUCAUUCCGAUUCUAUCAACCAAAUUUCUUUCUCCGCUUCAUUGUCUUCUCCGCACGUGCUCCAUUCCUGCUCUUCUGACGGUACUGUUAGAGCUUGGGACACUAGAACCUUCCGUCAGGUUUCGUGUAUUUACGCCGGUUCUUCUCAAGAGAUAUUUAGCUUCUCUGUUGGUGGUUCUGCUGAUCAUCUGCUUGCUGCUGGUUCAAAAUCUCAGAUACUUUUCUGGGAUUGGAGGAACAAGAAACAAGUCGCAUGUCUGGAGGAAUCACACACCGAAGAUGUUACUCAGGUUCAUUUUAUCCCUGGGCAUGGAAACAAGCUUCUUUCUGCUUCUGUAGACGGUCUCAUGUGCAUAUUUGAUACUAAUGGGGAUAUCAAUGAUGAUGAUCAUCUGGAAUCUGUGAUUAAUGUGGGAACUUCAAUUGGGAAGGUGGGAUUUUUUGGAGAGAACUAUCAGAAGCUCUGGUGUUUGACACAUGUUGAAAGCUUAAGUAUUUGGGACUGGAAAGAUGCAAAAAAUGAAGCAAAUUUACAAGAAGCUCGGUCGAUGGCAUCUGACAAUUGGGCAUUAGAUCAGGUUGAUUAUUUCGUUGACUGCCAUUACCCUGGUGAAGGGGAAAGCUUAUGGGUUAUUGGUGGCACUAGUGGUGGUGCUUUAGGUUAUUUCCCGGUAAAUUACAGCGGAGCUGGGGGAAUUGGCUCUCCCGGAGCAAUUCUUGGUGGUGGGCAUUCAGGUGUUGUCAGGAGUAUAUUGCCAAUGUCGAAUGUGAAGGGCGGAUCUCCUCAGGGCCAAGGAAUUUUUGGAUGGACAGGUGGUGAAGAUGGCCGGCUGUGCUGUUGGUUGUCCGAUAGUUCCGCAGAGAUAAAUCGCUCUUGGAUUUCAAGUGCAUUUGUUAUGAGAUCCCCCAACAGUCGCAAGAAAAGUAGGCAUCAUCCAUAUUAAAUUAACAAUAUCUUCUCAUAGUUUUGUAAGGAUGUGUAUCAAAUUAAUUAUGCCAAAAGAAGUCGAGUGGGCGGAUUGGUUUGAGGUGAGAAUUAUAUGGGUGUUUGUUUCUAUUAUGACCACUGGAUUGGGAAUCAUGAUAGGAGCAAUUUUUAGGGUUACUGUUCCGGCUGUUAAAAUUAGGUUUGUCGAGUUCUUAACCGAGCAUAAUACUUUUUAUGCGUACAAGUGAUAAAAUCAUUGAUAUAAUGUUAAAGCACUUCUUCGGAGAAGCCUUUUUGCUCCUUU